Bursaphelenchus okinawaensis is the source of this 4929-nucleotide messenger RNA. The record is from the annotation of a GenBank genome assembly. NCBI's taxonomy places the organism in Eukaryota, Metazoa, Nematoda, Chromadorea, Rhabditida, Aphelenchoididae.
AUGCAUUCUUUGGCUCCAUCGGACCCGGAUCUGAAUCCGGUACGAUCGGAGUUCGGAGACGUGUCGGAUUCGAUUCUGGGCAGAAUCCUCAACUACAAACAACAUCACCGAGCUGCUCAGCUGUUCGCGGUGUCUGACUAUGACAUCAUCACUGAACUGGUACGUUUGGAAUAAAAAUUGAAUUUAUUUAAAUUUUCAAGUUUAAUUAAUAUUGUUUUUCAUAUUUUAGCAUCCAGCAUUGUCCAAGAUCAAAGCCAUCGUAAGUCAAGAUGAUUACUGUCACUCUGUACAGGACCAAAGCGUGGUAGAACUGGUACUGUCGAGGAUUACUGCGGCUAUACGGUAAGUACAAUGAAAACAUAAAAAGAUGUUUUUGACUAAAAAUGACGUUUUUAAUUUGAGUAUAUUUCAGAGAAACGAACUGUAUAGAGACAUAUGCACCAUCCUUGAUCGACCUGUUCGAGACUUGUCUUCUGAAUGCCAAAACUCAAAAGCGACAUCAGAAUGCUCACGAGAAACUGGCUGGAGAGCUGAUGAGCACAUUGUUUUUGGUAAAUUUAAUAUUUUUUUGAUUUUUUUAUUUCAAAAUUUUUUAUUAUGAUUUAUUUUUAAUUUACUUUGAGCGGAGACGGAGGUAAGUGAACGAUGAAAUAAAAAAUUUUCAAAUUUGAUUAAUUUACAAAUUUAACUUUGUUUUUCAGUACCACAGUAAGCAGUCAGUGAUGACAGUAACCAUUCCGAGUACGAUCGAAGCCUUGGACAGUAAAAACGUGGAGUUGGUCAGAAAUGCGACCAGUUAUCUCUCGCUCGGUGCUGUUCACAAUGGUCGUAUCUUGGCUCAGUACGCGGUUAGGAUCAUCUCCAAGGUUUUGAAAGGUAACAUACGACACUAUGGUACUUUUAAGUUUUGCUAAUUGACUCUGAUUUUCUAUAAGUAUUCAUUGUGAUAGACCUGUUUUAGUUGUGAUAAAGUUGCUUCAAAUUCAUAUUGUUUUAGGUAACCAUCCUUUGGUACGAGUACUGCCACAGAUCUACCCCGAGAACAAAGAACCUUUCCAUGCCCACUUAUCUCAACUACUCGAAUUACUUUACAAUGUUAAUACCGACCAGUCGGAACAACUCUCUCUUCUGCAAUUGAUUUCAAUGAUUGCCGGCUUUAAACCUGAUGUGAGUUUCCUAUCUUUAUAUAUACAUGGUGUAGGCAGGGCCGGGCGGGGACUUUUGGUCUGGGGGCGGGGGUCCAAAAAAUCGGCACAGGUAGUGCCGAUUUUUUGCGAAAAUUUUUUUCCGAAAAUCCACAGGGGGGACCACGUUCAACUUUUUUCAAAAUUUUUUUUCUGGGGGGGGAGGGGGGUACCCCCCCGUUCCCCCCCCUCGCGCCCGGCCCUGUUUGUGGGUAUAAAGAGUUGGGGCAAAGACAGAAUUUUUUAUGUUCGAAUUAAGUUUUAACUUCCAGAAAAUGUUGUUAUAACACGUAUUGUAGUAGUCGUAUAUGUUGUAGUAGUUGUUGUAUAUUAAUAUGUUGUUAUAGCUGAUUGUUCCUCACCUGAGCGAGUUCGACGACUUCCUUCUCAACCCGAACACUUGCUCCUCAGCUCUAGUCAUCUUCGUAUCUUUAAUCAGUUGUGGUCGUGUUGGCUGUAUCACCGGCCAACUGGUACCACUCCGACGUGCAGUACAACAACAUGGAAUCUCGCAACAUAACUUAUUGACAAUUGCCAAGAUAUUAUCAGUCGUGGCACGGUCCAAUCAACAGAUGGCCUCCGUGGCCACACAAGACGUAAUCAGCAUCAUGGGCAAGUUAAGUGCCAGCAAUCUGCCUACUGUAUUCAAGGAACUGGAAGGUUGGUUUCUAAUUUCAUUGAUAAAUGUCAAAAAAUGUCUAAAAUGCAAAGUUUUUGAUUAAAAGUUAUCAUUAGAAGAUGAUAAAUCCAUUUUAAAAAGUUGCUACAUUUUAAAAGUUUACUGUAACAAGUACUUAUGGAAUGACAAGACUAAUUAUGCCUUUUCUGCAGAAAUAGCCAAAGUAUAUCCGUCCGCAGUAUCAGCCUCAACAGCUCAAAUGAGGGAAUUUGUAAACUCUAAUCCCUCGCUCUUGAGUGUCUACAGUAGGAUUCAGACUUCUACCGCGUAAGUCUUCUUCCAAGAACCAUAUAAACCAUAUUAACCCUAGUUACAUCCAGUUUUGUGCUUAAACCAUAUUCAGUUUUCGUUUUCUUUGAAGUUUGUAAUGACUUUCCAUGUGAUACGUUAGUUGUCAUUUUAUUUUUUUAGUAUUUUUCUGUUAAAAUUUUAAACUUUAAAUUUCAAGUAUAAUUUUAAGUUACAAAUGAAUUUUAAAAUUCCAGUAACCUAAUGAAGGAAGAAGAAUGUAAAAGUAUGACAUCAUCGUAUCAUCAUAUCACCCCUCCUCCCUUUUUAUUGCCAAAUGAUCCAGCGCCCAUGAGAGAUCGAGUGUCAGUAGUGACAUUACAGGACGAGAAUGUACAGAAUUUGGACAGGAAUACCCAAACCUUGGCCGAGACUUAUCGCCAAAGGAACAGUGGAACGUCGCUGAGGAAGUCACAGAACAGUAUGACUGGGUAUGGUAGUUUUUUUAAAGUAGGGAGGUUAGAGUGUAACUGUGUUUUGCUGAAAGGUGUAAUAUCUGUCAAAAAAGCGUUUUACUUAUGGCAAAAACUUAUUUUUGCGAAUUUUGAACUUUAAAAACGCAAAAUGUUCCUCCGAACCCUUACUACGCGGAGCGCAUCGUCAGUACCCCAUGCUACACAAUCCGAAGACCUAUUUCCGCACGUAAGAACGGCUACCGUAUUACAGUUGAGUCUACGAAGCAGCUGGGGUGCGAGUGAAGUGAACUUACCUUGAGGAGAGAGGGGGCGCUCUUUUAUUUUAGGCCUGUGAGAGUCAAAAGGAAAAGGACUGGGUUGCAGCCCGCGCCAGACAGCCAGAGAAUACUCUCUCGCUUUCUCUUUCUUUCUCUCGCGUCUCUUAUUUUUCGUUGUCUCUUCUUAGAACGAGGGGAAUUUUUGUUAUGAAAAGGGGGAAUCUUGCUUGAUAAUCAUUUUCUAUAUGAUAACAUUGGCUUUAUUUGUGUGGUUAUUGCAAUUGACGUUGAAAGUAACUGAAAGGAUACCGGAAAAACAUAAUAAUAUGAUUACAAUUUAUAAAAAUUCUUUAAUUUUGUUAAUUUUAUCACUUUAGGUCGCAUUAUCAACCGGAAGAUGGUAAUAAAGAUUAUGAGAGUAUGUCAAAGUCUGCCACCUUACCCCCAACUUUGUUACCUCGAUUACCUGACAACAUAUACGAUGGUAUCCGGAUACGUGAGGAUGGUAGAGUCCGCCCGUUAUCACAUUACAUGAGACCUCGGGGGCAGAUUACUGAUGCCAAAACUACUACUACAUUCCCGGUAUUGGACAAAAGAGGUGAGUUAUCUUGUUUUAGAUUCUGUAAUGUAUAAAAAUUUUGAACCCAAAAGCUUAGAAUAGAUAUUUUUUUAUUAAGUUCUUGUUUAGUAUUUGAGUUUUAUCUCCAGUAUUGUAUUCUGAUUAAUCUUGUGUUGCAGGCCAUUUAAGCGGAUCGUCGGUUCGAAUGGUAGAUGAACAUCAACGUGCCCACCGUGCGUGUUCUUCCGAGACCUUUGUCAAGAAACAAGACGAAGGCAACACGCUGACUCGAGAGGAACGUGGAGAUGUUGUGAAGAAGUUCGUCGAGCAUCGUCGUUCCAAGAUCAAACGCUAUGUGAACGAACUGACAUAUCAAUAUCCGAUACCUAUAAAGUGUACUGUGGAGGGAGUGAAGGGCUCCAAGACCAGAAUGCGGGUCCACUUCUCGUGCCAACUGAUGGGACCUCAUUGCUUGUUCGACAACUUCGAGCAGUUGUUUGUGUUCAAGACCAAGUAUCCUGCCAUCUGGCUUCACCUCAUGUUCCUCCAAGUUCAGGUUGCUCACAUUUACCACACAAACCAAGUGCUGGACCAGGAGUCGGCGGAGUUCAAAACUCUUCAGAACUGCUGGGAGUGUCUGUCGAAGAAUGUCACCAAUUUGAAGCCAUUUGUGACAUUAGUGACGUCAGCCUUUCCUGGCCACAAAGAGCAAUCUCAGAUGCUGAAGGAGCUACAGGAAUCCAGAUUCUUCGAUUCUUUCGUCUACAUUGCCAGUGAACACAAGUGGGCCUGCUUCAGUUGUGCUCAUCCUGACAAGACGAGGUAGGUAAACAGGGAUUGCAUGUUUAAUUUCUAAUAUAGUGUACUUUUGACUAUGUUAUAAACAUAUUUCAGGACGUUGCUGAAAGCUCGCGACCCCAGAAUCCCAAUCCUGGAAGGACAGCUGAAGGAAAAGAAAGGGAAAUGGAAGUUGUUCAACCGAUGGCACACCAAAUACUUUACUCUCUCAAGCGCUGCCUUAAUAAUCUCCAACGAAAACCAAGUAUGUUACCUCUUAUGGACAUUCCUUAUCAUCGUCCGCUAAGAUAAUGUAAAAAUGUAAAAUUUCUUGGCCGAAAUGUGGUUGAAAGACCUAUUUUGGAAUUUUAAAAUAUUUAAAACCUAAAUAAAACUACAGUAUGAGAAUUCAGAAACGCUUACCAUACGCAUCUCCAUCAAUUGAUCUGUGCAAAAUAAAAUCAGUCCGAUCUCUGACCCGCGGCAAGAAAGCGCGGAAAAGUUUGCCUCGGGCAUUCGAAGUCCUAACUGAGGACGACCACUCUUUCGUACUCAAAGUAAGUUGAAUAUGCUUAAUAUACAACAUCGUCCUAGGUUUUAUGUUGUACAGAAGGUAUAUAAACCUUAAACUAUAAACAUAUAAAAUCAAUUUUCCAACUCUUACCUAAAGGUAUAACAUCUGUUUCAGGCAAAGAAUCAGAACAAAGCCGAGGAAUGGUUCCAUUCCAUCCAAAUCGCAGUUGCUCAAGCCCAAAAGACCAGUCGAUAA